This is a messenger RNA of Prunus armeniaca (apricot), 309 nucleotides long. The record is from the annotation of a GenBank genome assembly. Lineage: Eukaryota; Viridiplantae; Streptophyta; Magnoliopsida; Rosales; Rosaceae.
AUGUCUUUUGCAAAACCAUUUGUUUCUGCUUUCAAUUAUAAAUUAGCAUGGCUUGGUCCAGAUGGCUCCGAAGACUUGCAACUUGAUAAAGCAGCGCUCCUUCCUCCUCCGUACUUGGAGGCAACUAUGCUUGACCCUGUUGUUCGGCCUACAAACAACCCAGCAACAACAAGAAUUCCAUUAAAGAUUUGCAGUUGUAAUCCAAGGAUCAGCACAAAGUCAAGUCAAGUGCAACUGUUAUGGGGUCCUUCUGCAAGCUGCAACUCAAAGGCACAGACAAAGAUUAGUCACACUCAAAAGGAAAAAUGA